Oryza sativa Japonica Group (Japanese rice) is the source of this 993-nucleotide messenger RNA. Its product is annotated as EG45-like domain containing protein. The record is from RefSeq and is a predicted model, not a curated record. NCBI's taxonomy places the organism in Eukaryota, Viridiplantae, Streptophyta, Magnoliopsida, Poales, Poaceae. Gene Ontology annotation, biological process: systemic acquired resistance. Gene Ontology annotation, cellular component: cell wall; apoplast.
ACUACUACACCUCUUGCACAAAUCCAUCUUCUGCACGGGCUUAACACUGAUCAUUUGUGCAAGGGUGAUUAGUUAGUAGCCGAUCGCUAGUGUUAUGGCGCCUAAGAUAGGCUCAGUUGUUGUGGCGAUUGUAGUGAGCCUUGCCAUGGUCUCGCUGGUCGCAGGGAGUUCAGGGACUGCGACUUUCUACACGCCUCCUUACACACCGUCGGCGUGCUUCGGGUUCCAGGAGCAGGGGACGAUGACCGCGGCGGCGAGCGACGUGUUCUGGAACGGCGGCGCGGCGUGCGGGAAGCGGCUGGCGGUGACCUGCACCGGCGCGACGAACCAGGGGGUGCCGCAGCCGUGCACCGGCCGGAGCGUCACCGUCAAGAUCGUCGACUACUGCCCCGCGGGGUGCCGUGGCACCAUCGACCUCUCGCAGGAGGCCUUCGCCGCCAUCGCCAACCCCGACGCCGGCAAGAUCCUCGUCGAAUACCACGAGGUCUAAGAUCAAAAUCAGGAUGGCUUGAAGGCAAGCGAACGUGUGUCCUUCUGGUCAUCAGUAGCAUAAGAUGGAUUUAAGGGAAGAAUAAAGGAUGCCUCGAUUCCACUGUGGUUGAGAAGAAACCAUACGUCUGAGACAUUAGAUUUAAAUUCAAGUAAUCUAGUUUUGGAGUAUUAGUGACUGUUUGGUACCGCUCCAACUCCUAAAUAUAACUUCAGGAGUUAAGUCUCCUAAAUAUAACUCCAGGAGUUAAGUCUGGAGUGGAGUUAUAGAGCUGCCUAAAUCCAGCUUCACAACUCUAGUACAUUUUGUAAUAGAGCUCCACCCAACUCCACUCCCAGUUUUAGUGGAGCUGAAACUGUUUGGCUGAACUCCAGGAGGAGCUGGAGCAGUGCCAAACAGACCCUUACUAAUCAAACACUUGUAAUACAGAAAAUGCUUGUACUAGUAUAUCAGGCAUUUAUUGGAAAUCCACAAUUAAUUUGUGAUUCACAAUGGAUGCCUCA